AUGGCAGCCCUUCGAAUCUCUACAGCGACAUUGUCGCGUAAUGCGCUGGCUACGUGCCGCUCGCCCUUCCUUAAAGCUCGCUAUAGCGUGCGCCUUUCGCACCUGUUCAGCACCACCACAAGCACAAAAUACUCCACAACAGCACCAUUACUAUCAUUGGCACCGAAGAUCGAGCGCGGAGGCUCAAAGGUGUUCAAAGAUGCCGACGCGGCCGUGACGGACAUCAAGAGCGGAUCGACGAUCCUUAGCUCAGGCUUCGGAUUGUGCGGAGUAGCGGAGACACUGAUCAAUGCCAUGCAUCGCCGAGGAGCUGAUCAGUUACACUCCCUGACGGCUGUUUCAAAUAAUGCAGGCGCGGCAGGCAAAGGAGGACUUUCAACGCUCUCGCAGAACGGUCAGAUCAAUCGUCUGGUCCUUUCCUACCUCGGCAACAAUAAGGCGCUGGAGAAGAAAUACUUGACGGGAAAUAUCGCUAUUGAGCUCUGCCCGCAGGGUACAUUGGCUGAGCGUCUUCGCGCUGGAGGUGCUGGUAUUCCGGCAUUCUUCACUCCAACCGGAGCCCACACUUUCAUCCAGGAAGGAAAGAUCCCCGUCCGUAUGGAUGAAUCCGGGAAUGUCUUGGAGUCCGGAAAGCCACGCGAGACUCGCGAGUUCGAUGGAAAGACCCAUCUCAUGGAGGAGGCUUUGACGGGAGAUGUGGCUAUCCUGCGGGCUUGGAAGGCUGAUGAGGCUGGCAACUGUGUAUUCAGAUACACUACCAAAGCCUUUGGACCCAUCAUGGCCAAGGCCGCGACCCUCACUAUCGUUGAAGCUGAGAACAUCGUUCCGGUGGGAUCGAUUGAUCCCAACGAUGUAGACCUGCCUGGAAUAUUCGUUGAUCGCAUCGUUCCCGCGACUGACGACAAGCAUAUCGAGAACAAGAAGUUGCGCUCUGGCGAGGCUAGUGCUACCGGCUCCGCUAGAGAUGCUGCUCAGAUCCAACGAGAGCUCAUCGGUCGUCGGGCUGCUAAGGAAUUGAAGCCGGGCUACUAUGUAAACCUGGGCGUUGGCAUCCCCACACUGGCGCCUUCGUUCUUGCCCAAGGACGUCAAGGUCUGGAUCCAGUCAGAGAACGGAAUCCUUGGAAUGGGUGACUAUCCAACUGAACAGGAGCUCGAUGCGGAUAUCAUCAAUGCCGGCAAAGAGACAGUGACACUCGUUCCUGGAGCUGCCACAUUCGACAGCACCGAGUCUUUCGGCAUGAUCCGCGGAGGUCACGUCGACGUGUCUAUCCUUGGAGCCUUACAGGUGAGCGCCAACGGUGAUCUGGCAAACUAUAUGAUCCCCGGCAAGGUGUUCAAGGGCAUGGGAGGUGCCAUGGACUUGAUCUCCAACCCCGAAAAGACCAAGAUUGUGGUGGCCACUAGCCAUGUCGCCAAGGAUGGAUCGCCGAAGAUCGUGCAGAAGUGCAGCCUGCCUCUGACAGGUGCCAACGUUGUCAGCACUAUCAUCACAGAUCUGUGCGUUUUCCAAGUGGACCGGAAGACCGGGGAGCUCACACUCACAGAGCUUGCCCCGGGCGUGGAGGUGGAAGAGGUGCAGAAGAAGACAGAUGCGAAGUUCACGAUUGCCGAGACUUUGGAGAUCAUGGAGUAA
This is a messenger RNA of Penicillium brevicompactum, 1635 nucleotides long. Its product is annotated as 3-oxoacid CoA-transferase. The record is from RefSeq and is a predicted model, not a curated record. Gene Ontology annotation, biological process: ketone body catabolic process. Gene Ontology annotation, molecular function: succinyl-CoA:3-oxo-acid CoA-transferase activity. Bases 1 to 1635 code for a protein of 544 amino acids. The transcript is spliced from 7 exons. Lineage: Eukaryota; Fungi; Ascomycota; Eurotiomycetes; Eurotiales; Aspergillaceae.